Bicyclus anynana (squinting bush brown) is the source of this 1049-nucleotide messenger RNA. RefSeq names its product cyclin-C (gene CycC). Gene Ontology annotation, biological process: positive regulation of transcription by RNA polymerase II. The transcript has 3 exons. Gene Ontology annotation, molecular function: cyclin-dependent protein serine/threonine kinase regulator activity. NCBI's taxonomy places the organism in Eukaryota, Metazoa, Arthropoda, Insecta, Lepidoptera, Nymphalidae. Bases 188 to 1003 code for a protein of 271 amino acids. The record is from RefSeq and is a predicted model, not a curated record. Gene Ontology annotation, cellular component: nucleus; mediator complex.
AUUAAAAAAAAAUCGCUUCUGUGGUGUGGUGUGUUUUCAUUUUCAAUUUUUAAUUUUUCAAGACUUUUACUAAGUGAUUAAUUGUUAAGUAUUGACUAGAUUUUUAUUCGAAACCUUAUAGCUAAUUACUUAUAAUUUGAAAUCUUGUAAGAUAUGUAUUAGAGAUAUUAUCGUAAAUUAAUACGCCAUGGCUGGUAACUUUUGGCAAAGUUCACAUCAUCAACAAUGGAUACUGGAUAAACAAGAUCUAUUUCGUGAUCGUCAACAUGACCUGGCAAAGCUGACAGAGGAGGAGUAUCAAAAAGUAUUCAACUUUUUUGCAAGUAUCAUACAAGUAUUGGGAGAGCAGUUGAAACUUCGACAGCAAGUUAUAGCCACUGCUACGGUCUACUUCAAAAGAUUCUAUGCAAGAAACUCGCUGAAAUGUAUAGACCCGUUACUUUUAGCGCCCACUUGCGUGUUCCUAGCGUCCAAAGUGGAGGAGUUCGGUGUAAUUUCCAAUUCAAGACUUAUAACGACAUGCCAAACAGUGAUCAAGAACAAAUUCAGUUACGCGUACGGACAGCAAGAGUUCCCUUACAGGACAAACCACAUACUGGAGUGUGAAUUUUAUUUACUUGAAAAUUUGGACUGUUGUCUCAUUGUAUAUCAACCCUAUAGACCUUUGUUGCUAUUUGUUCAAGACAUACACACUCAAAUACAAGAUGACCAAAUUCUUACAUACGCUUGGAGAAUUGUUAAUGAUUCGUUGAGAACUGAUGUCAGUUUGUUAUAUCCUCCUUAUCAGAUUGCCAUAAGUGCCCUUCAUAUAGCUUGUGUAAUGCUCGGCAAAGAGAACCUCAAGCCCUGGUUUGCUGAGCUAAAUGUAGAUAUGGAUAAAAUACAAGAGAUAGUAAGGACCAUUAUUAAUUUGUAUGAAAUGUGGAAGAGUUACGACGAAAAGAAAGAAAUUCAAGGACUGCUAGGGAAAAUUCCUAAACCUUCUCCAGCGCCACAGAGAUAAUGUUCCAAAUGAUUGCUGAAAUAUAAUCAAUAUUUUAUUAGAUAAA